Messenger RNA from Cavia porcellus (domestic guinea pig), 6197 nucleotides. RefSeq names its product cathepsin C (gene Ctsc). Bases 119 to 1510 code for a protein of 463 amino acids. The transcript is spliced from 7 exons. Gene Ontology annotation, cellular component: lysosome. NCBI's taxonomy places the organism in Eukaryota, Metazoa, Chordata, Mammalia, Rodentia, Caviidae. Gene Ontology annotation, molecular function: cysteine-type endopeptidase activity. The record is from RefSeq and is a predicted model, not a curated record.
UUUCCGGGCUUGCGGGCUAUUUCAGGGCUGCAGCCGCGGUCCGGCUCCCGGUCCCCGAGCGCUCUCCGGCCUUCCCCCAGCUCUCUCCGGUCGGCCUUCCCCGAGCCAGCGCGCCGGCAUGGGUCCCCGGCCCCGCUCGCUGCUCGCCGCCCUCCUGCUGCUGCUGCUGGCCGGGCUCGGCGGCGCGCGCGCCGACACCCCGGCCAACUGCACCUACCCGGACCUGCUGGGCACCUGGGUCUUCCAGGUGGGCGCGGGCGGCGCCCGGAGCGACGUCAACUGCUCGGCUCUGGGUCCACCAGAAAAAAAAGUAGUGGUGCACCUCAAGAAGAUGGAUACAGCUUAUGAUGACUUUGGCAAUUCUGGGUAUUUCACCAUUAUUUAUAACCAGGGCUUUGAAAUUGUGUUGAAUGACUACAAGUGGUUUGCCUUCUUUAAGUAUGAAACCAAGGGUAUCAAAGUAAUCAGUUACUGCCACGAGACAAUGAUUGGGUGGGUACAUGAUGUGCUGGGCCGGAACUGGGCUUGUUUUAUUGGAAAGAAGAUGGGAAGUCCUGAAAAUGUGAAUAUGAAUACAACACACCUUGAAAACCUCGUGGAAAAGUAUUCUAAUAAGCUUUACAAAUAUGAUCACAAUUUUGUGAAGGCCAUCAAUGCUAUCCAGAAGUCUUGGACUGCAACUACAUACAUGGAGUACGAGACUCUUACAUUGAAAGAGAUGAUUAGAAGACGUGGUGGCUUCAAUCAGCUAGUACCAAGGCCCAAACCUGUACCACUGACUGCUGAAAUUCAGCGAAAGAUUUUACAAUUGCCAGCAUCUUGGGACUGGAGAAAUGUUAAUGGUAUCAAUUUUGUUACACCUGUUCGAAACCAAGGAUCUUGUGGAAGCUGCUACUCAUUUGCUUCUGUGGGUAUGUUAGAAGCAAGAAUUCGUAUAUUAACCAACAACACUCAGACCCCUAUCUUGAGUCCUCAAGAGAUUGUAUCAUGUAGCCAGUAUGCUCAAGGUUGUGAAGGUGGUUUCCCAUACCUCAUCGCAGGGAAGUACGCCCAAGAUUUUGGGUUGGUGGAAGAAUCCUGCUUUCCCUACAAAGGCAUUGAUGUUCCUUGCAAAGUGAAAAAGGACUGUGUGCGUUAUUACACCUCUGAGUACCACUACGUGGGAGGUUUUUAUGGGGGCUGCAAUGAAGCCCUGAUGAAGUUGGAGCUGGUUCAGCAUGGGCCUAUGGCGGUUGCUUUUGAAGUCUAUGAUGAUUUUCUACACUACCACAAAGGCAUCUACCACCGCACUGGGCUGAGAGACCCUUUCAACCCCUUUGAGCUGACGAAUCAUGCUGUUCUGCUUGUGGGCUAUGGCACAGACCCAGUCAGUGGGAGGGAUUACUGGAUUGUGAAAAACAGCUGGGGCACAGGCUGGGGUGAGGACGGUUACUUCCGGAUCCUCAGAGGUACCGAUGAGUGUGCAAUUGAAAGCAUAGCAAUGGCUGCCACACCAAUCCCUAAGCUGUAGGGUACACUUCCCAGCAGUUUACGGGAUCAUCAUCAGUCAUGAAAGGGAUUGACUGAUUCACAGAUUCCCGAUGUUUAUGAGUAAUUUCACAAGUGCACAAAUAAAUUUCUAUGAAGCUUUUGCCUUUAAAAUUAAAAACAAACUUGAUCUUUAAAAUUCUAUCAACCACCAGCCUGAUGUUCUCCAAGUACUCAGUGAAGUAAGAUUUUUGAGAAUGAUGUUUAAACUGUCAGCUAAUAGUUUUACUAAUCAUUUGUAAUAUAUACAGAUGUUAUAUUUUUACAUUUUAUGUGAUAGCACAAGUUUUUAAAGCUUUUAUAAAUGAGCAAGAGAUAUCUGUUACAGCAUUUCUAUUGACGAGGCUUAAGAGACUUUUUACCAUUGACUCCUUCAGUCAGAUCUACUUAUGUUACGUAAGAAAAUAUUUCUUAAGGAAAAACACUUGAGAUUAUCUUAAUUAAGAAUAUAAGACCAUUAACGUUUCUGAGAUUGCUUAGAAACUCUACAGUCUUCCUUGUAUAUUUGAUAGGCCUAAGCCCAUAGAGGGGGUAAAAAGAAAUGUUGAUGAAAAUUGUGCAUUGGUUAAACUGUUUCUUAUGGUAUAUGUUUUACACAUGGUUAAUGAGCAUUCAUUGGCGAACAAUGUUGUUUAAUAAGGAAAAUACUGACUUAGAUUUAGAUCCCUUUUUGGAAUCUCCAAGGGUAUUUUGCAAUGGUUUGAAACCUCUGUGCUCAGAAACAUCUGUCAGACAAGGUAAGUAGUGCUCUAAAAUACAAAAAGUUCUUUGUAUCUCAAAGGACCAGAAAGAUCAUACUCUCUCACCUCCUCUCUGAACAAAUAAAGAGACCACAGCUUAGAAAAGGGCAAGUGCUGCCUCCUAGGUCACACAGCUGGUGAGCGAUGGAAUCAUGAUUAAAUCUCCAAAUGCAGCUAUCCUAGGCUGCCUUAAAGCACUUCUCAGCUGAACAUCUAUAAUCACCAGGCACAGUGGCUGCAUGCUUGGAAAUUUCACUGUGGUAUCUUAUGUCUCUUAGGUUAGUCUAAAGCCUCAUGUAUUUUUUUUCCCCUAAAAUUACAUUUUUUGCUGUCCCUGAAGUCCCACUCCAAGACUGUGCACUGUGUUUAGUGUGGCUUCUCGGGCAUUGUGGCAUCUGCCACAUGCUUUUGAACUUUCACUACAUGCUGACAAAGAAGCAAACACUGUAAUUAGAGGUAUAGCAAUGGCUCUUACCACUGGGAGGCCUCAACACUGUUACUGUUACUGUUUAAAUGUAAUUUUAGUUCCUGUGCAAGAGCAUGUGCGUGCAUGUGUGCGUGCGUGCGUUCGUGUGUGUGUGUGUGUGUGUCUAGACCUGCUGCGAUGUGAAAGUGUAAAUAGACUUGGAAUCAGGCAUGUUAUUUUUCACUAAAAUUUAUAAAGAUACUGCCGGUCACAUUCAUAAAUAAGAUGUAGAUGUAGGCAUGAGCUUAUCUUCUAGUUGACUAGUUGGACAGCAGUUAGCAAACUUGUAUCAGAGCAACUCAUUUAAAUGCAGAGAAGCUGUACUUUUGCAUGAUUGAUGAGUGUGCUGCCUGUAUUCUAAAGAAAAAUUAUCAUUAACAUUAGUUAUUAAAUGCUUUAGGAAAUUUUGGGAGGUUAAAUAUAGGUGUAAACCUAACUAGCUUUGAUAACCAGUUGUUAAAAAAAAAAAAACAUGAUGAGUUGAGAACAAGCAGUGAUUGGAAGAUGCUCUAAAUUUUCAGAGAUUACAAAAGGAGUUCCAAGACCAAGAACUCAAAUUACAAUACCUGCAUAAGUGAAGAAGGAGACAGCUUUUCCUAUAAAGCAUAUCACUUACUUUUUUCCACUGUAUUCAUUAAGACAGUUCUUCAGUGGAUGGGUCCAUAAGUCAUAUAGUUAGACUGUUGAUCUAUAUAGAAAGCAAGUUUCAUUAUCUAAAACUUGUUUAUAUCGGUACUAACUGAAAUAUAAUCAGAAUGUUGACAAAUUGAGCUCUGGAAAAAAUAGGAUGAGAUCUAUGACUCACCGCACUGAAGACAUUCUCAGAAAAUCUACAUGGAAGCCUGCAUAAAUAGCACGACAAGCCACAAAGCAGAAAAGUAAAGUUGCACUCUGGACCAUAGUGCCCAGCUAACAUUCUGGCUCUGACCACUAUUCAUAAAAUUCUAGACAUUUUCCCAAACCUACUUGUGCUUUCUGUUUCCUCCUGUGUAUCAUGCUAUUUACCAGAUAAUGGAGAUGUCUCAUAGAUGACUUAACUGUAAUUUUCUGACUCUCUGCUCUUGUAAUUGCAAAGAAUGAAGCAAAUGGAUUUGCAUUUAUAAUUUUAAAUGACAUUACUUUCUAGCUAAUGUCAAGCCUUUCUUAUCCUAAGUAAGGACCUUAAAGUGGAUUUAGGUUCUUCAGUUUUCCUGGCCAUCCAGAAUUGCUUAACUCUAUCUGACUUUCAGUCACUGAACUUAGGAGUUGAAUAGAAUUAGUAAGGUGUGGAAGGCCAUCUGGAUGGCUGUCCUUCAAAGAAGAGCAGUAUCUGCAUUUUGGCAAGACCUGGCCCUACUUCCAUGUAUUGACAUGUAAUUAACUGGCUAAAUUAUCCCUUCAAUUGGCUUUAAAUGAUGCAAAUGGGUACAGCCCAGGUGCUGAGAUAGCAAAGCUGAAGGUCAGUGUUGUCCCAACUUGUAGCUUCCAAGAAGCACACAUGUGUUAGCUGGGCAGGAGAGCAGUGCUCCACACUGUCUGCUAUCCCUGGUAUAAAAGAUUACACUUCAGAAGUGAAGCACCAACCCCAAAACAUUAGAUACUACCUCGAACUGUCUUAGGCACAUUACUCUUUCUGUAUAUCCUUCUUUCUUCAUAUUGCAGAAGUGAUUUCAGGCCUCUUAUCUAGCCCAGCUCACAGUAUACACAUAAUUUCCUCCAUUCUCACACUCACUCAUCCUUAAGCCACUCCCUUCUUCACAAAUCAAUAAAACCUGGGUUUGGCACUGGGAAUCGAGAUCUUUGUUCUAGUUAGCCAUCAUCCUUCCUGCACUGGGGACCCCCUUGGCUCUCCAAAAGUACAAAUAUGCCUUAAUGUCUCUAUUCUCAUCUUGGGUUGCAUUGGAAGUGGUAGAUCUGAAUUAAGUUGCUGAAAUUCCAAUAACUUUUCCAUGAGAUUACAAAUAUAAACUUACAGGACCAUGAUGACCAGAAAGAGCUUUCAAUGGUAAGGGAUGUAAAUACCUACUUCACAGAAAUCUCAAAGGAUCAAAUACUUUCACAUAUACAAAUUAUGCACAACAGUAGUUGGCAUGGGGUAGGAGUGUAUAAAUAUUAACUGCUACUCAAGUUAUCUUUCCCUAAAUGUAAAUGGUAAAAUAAUAUUCUGCCAUGGGAAAACAUUUAAGAUUACUUGUACCCUACUUCAAGAGGGCUUAUGAGAUUUCUUUUUAAGUGAAGAAACCAAAGCCUCACACAAGAAAAACCAUGGGAAAGAAUAUUUGCAAACUCUAUAAUAGGAGACUACUUUGAUUUGGGGAAUUUUGUUGCUACCAAUGGGAACGUUAUCUGGUAGCUUUUUCUAAAAAUGACUUGCCAAAUAAAUGUUACUGGGUUUGAAUUGCUCUCCACUCCUGUAGAUUCUUGUCUCAAAUAAAGAAUUGAACAAGAUGAGCAAAAAGCAGUGACAAAGUUUAUUUAAGAAAGUAAAAUAAAUAAAUAAAUAAAUAAAAAGAAAGUAAAAGUGAAAAGAGGAGAGAAACUGUUAUGCAGCUUGGGCUGAGUAAAAGAAGAAAAAGCAAGAUAAAAAUACAUCCUGGAGGAUUCAGUUUCCUCUAUUAUGAGAUAAGCCAUGACAGCAAUCUCUUCUUGGGAUCUGUGCCCUUUUAUACUGUCCCAGCCUUGAGGAAACCUAUGAGAACUUCUAUUUAUGAUUCCCCAGGCAGUGCUGUAAUCCCAAGCCUCAGGCUGACAUCGAGUCUAGGUCAUCCUAUUAAAAACCUGCUCAAGUUCUCAAGAGAAGUCCAGUUGCAGGGCAUGGGGGCUGUUCUACGCACUGGUUCUUUGGGUGCUACAAUUAAUAGGUCACACAUGCUUCCACCACCAGCUUUGCCAGCCCCUAAUCCCCUAACUCAGGGAAAAAAGAUCAAGUUUGAGAGUGGAAAGAGCUUCAGUAAUAAGCCCCUGGCAGAGUAAAGCCACUGCAACAUUGAAGUGAAAUAGGUUAAGACUGAUCUAAAAAUCUAACAGUUGAAUUUCCUAUUCUAUCUAAAGUGAAGUUAGCAAAAAAAAAAAAAAAAUUUCCUAUUCUAAUUCUUAAUAGCAUUAAAAUAAGGUAAGAACAUGAUAGGCACACAACAUUAAGUCCUAAAGGUGUUAUAGUCCACCUCUGCCCUUAGAAUAAACCAGAGGCAGUGUGGCAUACCCAAGUUCUAGCUAAUAAAGGUAAAUCUACACCUCAAUAUACCCAGAACUUUUUACAGUGCUUAGUGCCUACAAUUAAGAAAAAAAAAUGGAAGAAGAAAUCUAAGUGCUUUGAAACAUAUAUUCUCUUUAUUCUGGAAAAUCAUUUCUGAGGCCUUUUUCAGGUCUCAGAAAUUCUAGUUUCUUUCUGCGGGCAAGUGCUGUAUGUUCAUGCGAUCAAUGUGUAGUGGUUUUGAAGCUUUAAUAGUUUUCAAUAAAAUGAUUGUAAUAUUUAUAUCUUUUAA